UAGAGUUUGAAACAAGAUCUUCUUGUUCUGCUGCUGAGUUUAAUUCUGUGGCUUUUGUCUGCCUUCAAUGGCUUCUUCUGUUGCCAACCAGCUCUUUCUCUUCUUCUUUCUAUGGCUUUAUACUCUCUCUUCAUCUCAAGCUGGGCACCAUUACUCUGAAUUUAGGUAUCCGUUCAUCAGGAAAGCAAGCUCAUUCCCAUCAUCAUCAUCAUCCUUCUCAUCAAGUGGCGGGGGAGACCAUGCAUAUGACUAUAUAGUUGUUGGAGGUGGCACAGCUGGGUGUCCUUUAGCUGCCACACUCUCUCAGAGGUUUACUGUCUUAUUACUUGAAAGAGGUGGAGUGCCUUUUGCCAAUGCAAAUGUCUCCUUCUCAAAGAACUUCCACAUAACCCUCGCUGAUACUUCAUCAACUUCUGCUUCCCAAUACUUUAUUUCUACUGAUGGAGUCCUCAAUGCUAGGGCUAGAGUUUUGGGUGGUGGUACUUGCAUAAAUGCUGGGUUCUACACCAGGGCGAGCACAAGGUUUAUACACAAAGUAGGCUGGGAUGCAAAGUUGGUGAAUAAGUCAUACCCAUGGGUUGAGAAGCAAAUCGUUCACAGGCCUAAAGUUGCACCAUGGCAGGUUGUUGUAAGGGACAGUCUUUUGGAUCUUGGAGUGGCGCCUUUCAAUGGAUUCACAUAUGAUCACAUUUAUGGAACCAAGUUUGGUGGUACCAUUUUUGACCAAUUCGGCCGCCGGCAAACGGCUGCUGAACUACUUGCUUCUGCAGACCCUCGGAAGCUUACUGUGUUGGUGCAUGCCACCGUCCAAAAGGUUCUAUUUGAUAUUUCAGGAAAGCGACCAAAAGCAGUAGGAGUCCUGUUCAAAGAUGAAAAUGGAAACCAGCAUCAAGCAUUUCUAUCAAACAGCCAGAGGAGUGAAAUAAUAUUGUCAUGUGGAGCCAUUGGCACCCCUCAGAUGCUAUUACUCAGUGGUAUUGGGCCAAAAGAUGAACUCGAGGAGAAGAAAAUUUCAGUAGUACUCCACAACAAGUUUGUCGGGAAAGGCAUGGCUGAUAAUCCCAUGAACACAAUUUUUGUUCCCUUUAAAAGACCAGUACAGCAGUCCCUGAUACAAACUGUAGGGAUUACCAAGAUGGGCGUGUACAUUGAAGCUAGCAGUGGAUUUGGGCAAUCCAAGGAUAGCAUUCAGUGUCACCAUGGAAUAAUGUCUGCAGAGAUAGGGCAGUUAUCAACCUUACCUCCAAAGCAAAGAACACCAGAGGCCAUCCAAGCUUACAUUAAAAGAAAGAAGGACAUACCACAUGAGGCAUUCAAAGGAGGCUUCAUUCUUGAAAAGAUAGCCAACCCCAUUUCCACCGGCCAGCUCAGAUUGAUCAGCACAAAUGUUGAAGACAACCCUUCUGUUACCUUCAACUAUUUUAAACAUCCACGUGAUCUACAGCGCUGUGUUGAUGGUAUUCGCAUGGCUACAAAGAUGGUGCAAUCAGAACACUUCAGAAAUUUCACUCAAUGUGACAAGCAGACCACAGACAAGAUUCUUAACAUGAGUGUCAGUGCUAAUGUUAACCUAGUACCUAAGCAUACCAAUGACACCAAGUCCCUAGAGCAGUUCUGCAAAGACACCGUAAUCACAAUUUGGCAUUAUCAUGGUGGGUGUCAUGUUGGCAAGGUGGUGAACCGUGAUUACAAAGUUCUUGGUGUGAACAGGCUUCGCAUUGUGGAUGGCUCGGUAUUUGAUGAAUCUCCUGGGACUAAUCCUCAAGCCACAGUCAUGAUGAUGGGCAGGUACAUGGGACUGAAAAUUUUGAGAGACAGAUUACGAAAAGGAGCUGGUGUUUAAGGGCUGAUCAACCAGGAGCAUGAGAGGAGCGAUAUUAGUAAGAAUAGUGCAAAAUGUAAUGUAGCUCUAUAUAUUUAUUCUUAGAAAGCAAGCAAUUUGUUGCCCGUAGAAUUGCUUCCAACUAUAUAUUUCCAUUAUAUUUGUGUCCUUAAUAUGUUGUUAAUCAAAACCCUGCUUCAGCUUAUCAAAUUAAUCGUUAGGUUCUGUUGA
Messenger RNA from Populus nigra (black poplar), 2053 nucleotides. Its product is annotated as protein HOTHEAD-like. The coding region runs from base 68 to 1843 and encodes 591 amino acids. The transcript has 6 exons. The record is from RefSeq and is a predicted model, not a curated record. Gene Ontology annotation, molecular function: flavin adenine dinucleotide binding; oxidoreductase activity, acting on CH-OH group of donors. NCBI's taxonomy places the organism in Eukaryota, Viridiplantae, Streptophyta, Magnoliopsida, Malpighiales, Salicaceae.